Molecule: messenger RNA, 984 nt
Organism: Belonocnema kinseyi
Lineage: Eukaryota; Metazoa; Arthropoda; Insecta; Hymenoptera; Cynipidae
Gene: Karl
Product: apolipoprotein D
Exons: 4
Coding region: 114-818 (234 amino acids)
Source: RefSeq, a predicted model, not a curated record
UCGGGUUCAGUCAGACUUUCAGCUAUACUGCUACAGUGUCAGCUAUACUGCUAUAGGCACUAUAGUCAAGUGGCUCGUGCUCGGGAUGAGAGUCAAGUGAGCACGCGUCGAUUAUGACUCGCGGGUUUCAAAAGUUUUCCGAUUUUGAUAUUCUUACGAGUUUAUUCAUUAUCGCGAUUGUUAUUAGUUAUUCAAGUGGCAAUGAGGAUAAUACCAAGUGUCCAACAGUUAGAGCUGCUAGGAACUUUGACGUGUCAGAGUUCCUAGGAAUAUGGUACGUGGUGCAAUACUACGCAAGUUCUGAAGAAGCUCUUGAUUAUCGAUGUAUGAGAGCAGAACUUUCAGUAUCUUCAGAUAAUGCUGAAAUAACAAUGAACUUCACCUACAGCUUCGUGGAUGAUCCAAUUAAUGAACAAUUAAUAGGGAACAUCACAUGGACAAUCCCUUCGCCGGAUAUGCCAGCUCACUGGGUACAUGCCGAAGCACCUUACGAAGGGGUUUAUAACACCUACGUACUAGACUCGGACUAUAAAUCGUGGGCGUUGCUUAUGCAUUGCGCCGAGAAGAGUAAAAGUCCACGGUACUUAUCGAGCCUUGUUAUGAGUCGAGAAGCAAGUCUAGCAGACAAUGUGAUUUCUUACCUGCGAGAAAAACUACCCAGGUACGAUGUGGAUCUGGAAUAUAUGUUUCCCAUGGAACAAAAUAAUUGUACAACGCUAGAGACGGAAGCUGAUGUUUUAGUACCGCCUCUGGAACCUGAUAAAGAAAAUAACGAACGGAGAAGGCAUCCCCUCAAAGGAAAACAUAAACGAUCCUAACUCAAAAAUCCUAAAUAAUCACAAAAAAACUACCAAGGCUGUGUAAAUAUUGUACUAACGACAAACUCAAUUUGUCGAACACUUAAAAGGGUCGAACAGAGAAUGUCAGUUACCUCUUAUUGUUAAAGACUUUAUAUUGAUUUUUAAUAAAUAAUUUUUAAAUAAA